Molecule: messenger RNA, 1761 nt
Organism: Nicrophorus vespilloides
Lineage: Eukaryota; Metazoa; Arthropoda; Insecta; Coleoptera; Silphidae
Product: cytochrome P450 6k1-like
Exons: 4
Coding region: 18-1496 (492 amino acids)
Molecular function (GO): monooxygenase activity; heme binding; oxidoreductase activity, acting on paired donors, with incorporation or reduction of molecular oxygen
Source: RefSeq, a predicted model, not a curated record
AUCUCAAACUCAACAAGAUGUUCGUUAUUAUAUUUCUUGCAUUGGUGCUGUUUCUAAUAUACAAGUGCAUCACCAAAAAUUUCGAUUAUUGGAAGAAAAGAGGAAUCCCUUAUCUCGAGCCGAGUUUCCCAUUCGGAAACGUUUUUCCUUGUGUGAUAUUCAAGAAAUCUUACUCGCACUUAUUGGCGCAAUUCUAUAAUUCUUCCAAAGAAUCCUUAGUCGGCUACUGGAUCUUCAACAUCCCGUUUUUGAUGAUCAGAAGCCCUGAACUGAUCAAAAAUAUAAUGGUCAAAGACUUUGAUCACUUCAAUGAACGCGCUUCAUCCAACAACAAAGUUAAAACGUUUUUCAGCGACACGCUUUUCUCUUUGGAUUACCACGACUGGAAACUUCUGAGGACGAAACUCUCACCAUCAUUCACAACGUCGAAGAUGAAGAACGUCAUGCACAUCUUCAAUAAAUCUUCGAAAGAAAUGAUCGAAUAUUUGGAUGAAGUUUCUGGAGAUGCUGUCGAUUGUAAGCAGAUUUCGAGUCUGUUGACGGCGAACGUUUUCGCAGCUAGCACAUUCGGUUAUAAAAUAAAUUGCUUUAAAGAUGUUGACAACGAGUUCUUCGUUUAUUCGAAGAAGAUAAUGGUCCCGACUGUUGCAAAUUUAGUUAGAUUUAUAGCUUUCUUCGUUGUGCCCGAAAUGGCGGAUUUCUUCAGAAUCAAAUUGUUCAAGCAGAGCGUUUUGGACUUUUUCAGGCAUCACUUCAGAAAUGUUCUGCGGGUACGAGAAGAAUCCGGGGAGAAGUGUAACGAUUUCAUUGAUGGUUACGUCCAGUUGAAGAAGGAAGGAAAUUUGGGUGAUGGUUUCAUUUUCGAUGAAGACAGGCUGGCGGCUCAAGCUAUACAAUUCUUCUUGGCCGGUUUCGAAACUACCAGCUCUUUGAUUUCAUUCACUCUCUACGAAUUAGCCAUGAACGAAGACAUUCAGAGCAAGUUACGAAAUGAAAUAACCGAUGCUUUAGCUCUUGAAGAUGAUGGCGACUUCAGUUACGAGAAUAUCAUGGAUCUAAGCUACUUCAACAAAGUUAUGUCAGAAUCGUUAAGGAAAUAUCCAACACUUCCCCUCAUAGACAGAAAGUGCGUCAAGGAUUACCGAAUCCCAGGAACCGAUAUUAUUAUAGAAAAAGAAACCAGAUGCCAAAUCGGCAUUCUCGGAUUACACAAUGAUCCUGAAUUCUAUCCAAAUCCUGAAACUUUUGAUCCUGAAAGAUUCUCACCUGAAAACGUAAAAACUCGUCCUUCGCACGUCUACAUUCCAUUUGGACAUGGACCUCAUAAUUGUAUAGGAAAAAGAUUUGGUUUGUUGACUGCAAAAACUUGCAUCGCCCAAACCUUAACGAAAUUCCGGAUUUUACCCACUGAAAGCACACCGAAACGUAUCGAAAUCGACAGCAAAGAGUUUCUGAUCAAACCCAAGGAUGUUUUCUUAAAAUUUGAAAAGCUAUAGUCUGGCUGUCUCUGUGUAGUGAAGACAAACGGGAUUACUAACAGUUCUUUAUUUACAAAAUCUGCAAAAAGUUUGAAGAAAUACGUUUAGCUACAAUAAGUGAGAUCAUUAAGUUAUCUGGAUAAAUAUUGUCAAGAUUGUAUACAACUUAUUCGAUAGAAAAUGAUUGAGAUUAUGAAAAAAGCGGAGAUUUAAGAACUGAUGAAGUGAAUUCGUUCUGGCUAAUAAAAAAAUCUUUGUAUGCAAAGUUAGAAAUUUUAAUCAA